This is a messenger RNA of Cercospora beticola, 1030 nucleotides long. Its product is annotated as basic secretory family protein. The record is from RefSeq and is a predicted model, not a curated record. Lineage: Eukaryota; Fungi; Ascomycota; Dothideomycetes; Mycosphaerellales; Mycosphaerellaceae.
CCAUUUGAACGCAUCACAUAUCUGAGCAGCAUCGAGAUACAGUGACUCACUGUCCUCUGUUGUCGGAUUCAGAUCCCGAGUAGCUACUCCGCCAGGCCGAGGAAGCAUAAGAAGGCCAUCAAGCCACAGGGUCGCGCAUCAAGAUACUCACCGACCAAUCUGCUCGUAGACAAGAUCUGAGUAUCUUCGCCGCCUUAUUGCACUUCACAAGACCACUCAAGCAUGCCUACGAUUCCAAGGCUGGAGAAUGCUACAUCUCCCGAGCCUUCGACACUUCCCAUCCGUAAACACAAAUUCGACUGUCCGAAGCUGCGAUUACAGCUUCAUGAUGUGAACCACGAAGGCUCAGCAAUCUUCCUAUCAAACAUCAAAGCCUCCGAGGACUUUGAGACUCAGGUUCAAAAUGUGCUCAAUCUGCUGUACGACGUUCCUUCUGCUCAUCGACCAGGCACACGAAGCGUAACUUUGAUUCUCCGGGAAAUGGAUGGUGUUGCUUACACCACUGGCAUUGAUCUUGAUGAUGAUCACAAAGAGAUCCACUUCAAUUUGAACUACAUCAAUCGAACCCGACCGGAUCAGAGACACGAGUUGCUGGGCGUUAUCUGCCACGAACUGGUGCAUUGCUUUCAAUGGAACGCGGAGGGAACGUGCAACGGUGGAUUGAUCGAAGGCAUUGCUGACUGGGUACGUCUGCGAGCUGGGCUUGCAGCCAAGCAUUGGAAGCGUGAAGCUAGUGGCGACUGGGAUGGCGGCUAUCAGCAUACUGGAUACUUUCUGGAUUGGCUGGAGCACAAGUUUGGACCUGGCACUGUCAGGAAGAUCAAUGGCUGCUUGAGGAAAGGGAAAUACGAUGAUGAUCUGUUCAAGGAGUGCUGUGAUGGGCACAGUGUGAAGAAGUUGUGGAAAGAAUAUGGCCAGUCUCUCGAGAAGGACAAAAAGAAGCACGAUGACGAGUCCAAGGCGAAGGAGGAGAUCAAGAGUUGUUCUUGAUUGUAAACACGUUCCGCGAGCCAGCAUAUUUACGAAGUUA